Messenger RNA from Mercenaria mercenaria, 1750 nucleotides. RefSeq lists its product as uncharacterized. Lineage: Eukaryota; Metazoa; Mollusca; Bivalvia; Venerida; Veneridae. The transcript has 2 exons. The record is from RefSeq and is a predicted model, not a curated record. Bases 675 to 1610 code for a protein of 311 amino acids.
AGUCCAUGUUUUGCCUAUCAUAUAACUUAACAUAUUUGCCAUCAUGGUCACACAUUGCCAUUUAGUGCAAGACUAAUCGAAAUCCACAAAUACAGGAACAUUUUUUGUUUAAUCCAUUUUUUUGUUUAGUCUAAAAAUCUAUGGAAAUAUUUUGACCCCAUUCUUCAAUCAAUUCUUCAAAUAGUCGAGCGCGCUGUCAUCCGACAGCUCUUGUUUAACCUUUGUACUGAGUUUCUUCCCCUUAAAUUCCAGAGGAAUUAGUCUAUUUUUAGAAAUCCUAUUUUUAGAUUUUCAAUAUUUUAGGUAUUUUUCUAACUUUUUUAUUAUAAGUCCUAUGUAAAAAGUAAAAACAUUUUUCCGUGGUAACAUGGGUUGGUAAGACACUUUUUUGUAUUCACUUUUAGUGUAUCUCUAAUAUUAGAGAUUCAAUAUAUUUACUAGUAUUACUAUACUAGUAUUAUACUAGUAUUACUUAUAUGUGGAAGCCCAGGAUGAAGUACUCCAAAGUAUUUUUAAGAUUCCUUAUGGUUGCCAUUCUUCUGUGACAAGACCGUAUGGUAGGGUAUGAGUCACUCCUGUGACAGUUCUAGUUUGACAUUUCAGAACUUACAGCAAAUGACGUAGCAUCUCUUAGGAGUUUGCUUGGAAUUCAGGCCCCUCCUGAACAGGUUGAAAUGCCAUAUUACGAUGAUGUUGACCAACAAGAGACUUCAGCUCUUGGUAAUAGACAAAAUAUCCAUGUUCAGGUUAAUGCUGCUGAUAUUUCUGAUGAUGAAUCUUAUGACAAUUAUGGGCAAGAGCAGGAAAAUUUUUCAAAACAAUUUUCAGCAGUCAUAUUUGAAGAUCAGAAUAAAACUACUAAUCCCAAUAAUAAUAAUCUCUCUUUGGAGGAGAUUGACUGUGCGAUGCCAAAACUGAAAGCACCAGAUAAAGGUAAGCCGGUUUCUGACAAAUUGGCACAACUUGUUAGUACUUCUUGUACUGCUCUCUGUGAGACAGAUUCUUUGAUUAGUACUUAUAAAGUACCCGAAAACUGUGAAAUGGCUUCCCCGCCUUUGAUUAACCAGGAAGUCUGGAAGGUGCUAGAUAAAAAAUCUCACAUGAAUGAUAAAAUUCUAGUUGGUAUUCAAAAUUUAGUUGCUGCCGGCCUUGGAACGGUUAUUAAAUUGACUGAAUUAAUCAAGGGUAACAUAUCAUCUGAAGCAAAAGGGGUCAUCUCAGAUACUUUUACUGUCCUCGGCCAGGUACAGUAUAAUUUGUCUCUUCGGAGAAGAUAUGCUAUUAGACCUCUCUUGAAAAAGAUGUAUGCUAGCUUGUGUCAAAGUUCAAUGCCUAUCACAACCAAAUUAUUUGGGGAUGACAUUUCUAAAGAAGUGAAAAAUUGUGACAAUCUCUCCUCCUUGGGAAAUUCUUUUACUCAGCGUAGUCCCUUGUAUGGUCUGUAUGGUGGAGGAUUUCGUGGUAGGGGCAGAUUUUCUCGUAGAGGGUACAAUACCUCUUACAGAACACAGCCAUAUCCAAUGAGAGGACAACCAGGAUAUCGAAGUAUGUCCAGGCCUAGGCCGUUCAGGAGAAUUGCCACAGCAACGGCCCCAAACGAUCUGGAGUAAACAAGGUUACCACGUCACAGGGAUUUAUUAACACUACAGCACAAUCAAGAACCACAUCUGCUUGGAAAGCGUUUGAAUCUGAUCGCAACUAUAAUAUCCGGGAAUCACUUAAGGGUAGAGGAAUUUUGACGGAACUUGCA